Molecule: messenger RNA, 204 nt
Organism: Uncinocarpus reesii 1704
Lineage: Eukaryota; Fungi; Ascomycota; Eurotiomycetes; Onygenales; Onygenaceae
Exons: 2
Coding region: 1-204 (67 amino acids)
Source: RefSeq, a predicted model, not a curated record
AUGGAUCGCAGGGCCAAUUAUCCAGGAAAAAUCCAGCCACCGCUCGGCUCAAGGGCGGUUCUGGCCGUGGAGAACAACGAACAAGAGUUUCCGUUUGCCCUCGAGGCCCAAGGGGUCUCCGGUGGUACCUCCGAGAAUGUUUCGUUGUGCCGCGGGAGAUCCAUAUGUGCUCAGUCCAGGGACGGGGCAGGUACCGGUACCUGA